Microthlaspi erraticum is the source of this 2241-nucleotide messenger RNA. NCBI's taxonomy places the organism in Eukaryota, Viridiplantae, Streptophyta, Magnoliopsida, Brassicales, Brassicaceae. The record is from the annotation of a GenBank genome assembly.
AUGUUCCAGGACGACAGAUGGAUAUUUUUUGUUGAUGACAAAAGAGGAAGCAAAAUUAUAGCAGCAAACGAUAGAACAAGUUAUGAAGAUUUCGUUGGGAUGGUGAUUGAGGAUUACAAAGUCGAUUUUCGGAUCUACGAUGUACAAUUGAGCUACAUGUUUUCUAAAAAGAUACUGCUUACACUACCGAAAAGUACACCACCGGUUAGGGUCACCAGUUGUAGACAGCUUCAUGGCUUUUUGGAACAAGGAAAAGAUAAGCCGUUGCACUUAUGUGUCGAGCUUAAAGAGAAAGGUAGAGAACCAGUUAUGUGUCCUUCGAAAAAGGAAUCCGCAAAUAUCAAAGAUCAAGAUGACGAUGAAGAUGGUGAUGAAGAUGACGACGAGGAUGGUGAUCGGUUUGAUUAUUGUGACGAUUCGGACGGAGCAUCUUCUGGUGAUGAAGAUUUUAGAUCGUACGGGACGCAUCCAAAAGAAGAAGAGAAUGAGGAAAAAUCUCCAGCUGCGAAAUUAGGUACUACGUCUACGAACACUCAACCAAAACGAGUUAGUCAACAUGUUAAGUUAGAAAUAUCCUCACUUAACCUAGUUGUUGGACAACAAUAUGAGUCGAAACAUGAACUAGAGACCAGGUUGAAGAUUUUGUCGGUUCUACAUCAGUUUGAUUUUAAAGUCGACAGAUCAGCGACAGACCUAUUCACUGUUAAUUGUUGGGUGGAAGGCUGUAGCUGGCGAGUAAGAGCGACACCAGUUGGAAAAUCUGAAAAGUUUACUGUUCGUGUGUACAUAGACAAACACACAUGUUCUGUUACGGAGCGUUCUGCUCGUGCCCGCCAAGCUACUCCUGACAUACUUGCAUUACUAUAUGUGAAUUCCGUUGGUGGUGUUGAUUCAAAAGUACUACCAAAACAUGUCGCAGAAGCAUUAAACAUGAGAUUUGGUAUCAAGAGGUUCUCAGAAAGUGGAUACUCAGAGUUACCGACAUAUCUCCACCAGAUAAGACAAGCAAAUCCCGGAACUUUCACGCGUUUGGAAGUCGAUGAGUUCCAGAGAUUUAAGUAUUUAUUCCUUGCAUUUGGUGCUAGUAUAAAUGGGUUUCCAUUCUUGAGAAAGGUAGUUGUUGUUGAUGGUACCUUUCUAAAGGGAAAAUAUAAAGGAACACUACUGAUCGCAUCAGCUCAAGAUGGGAAUUUCCAAAUAUUUCCAAUUGCUUUUGCAGUCGUAGAUACAGAAAAUGAUGAUUCUUGGGAAUGGUUCUUCCAGCAGCUUAGUAAUGUGAUUCAGGAUGAUGAAGGACUUGCACUUAUUUCUGAUAGGCACCAGUCUAUUGGUAACGCUAUUAAAAAAGUUUAUCCCAAGGCUAGUCGUGGAGUUUGUACCUACCAUCUGUACAAGAAUAUCUUGCAACGUUUUCGUGGUCGUGAUGCAUUUCGCUUGGUUAAGAAAGCAGCAAAUGCUUUUAAAAUAUCAGAUUUCGAUGCAACAUUUGAUGAAAUAGGAGUGUUGAAUCCAGCACUACAUAGGUACCUCGUAAAAGCUGAUGUUAGAAAGUGGGCUCGUGUGCAUUUCCCUGGAGACCGGUACAACUUAACUACAACAAACAUAGCAGAGUCUAUAAAUAAAGCGCUUUCAGAUGCGAGGAGUUUGCCAAUAGUACGAGUAUUAGAUGCAGUGCGAUCAAUGAUGACGAGAUGGUUUGCAGAUCGGAGGAUGGAUGCAGGAUCAAUGAAGACAACCCUGACUCGUGGCGUAGAGAAACUGUUGGAGAAACGUGUACAACAAGCUAAGCUCUAUAAGGUGCAAGCAAUAGAUGUACACCAUGCACAAGUGACAUGUGGUAUGUCUUUGAAUGUAGUAAAUCUGAAAGAGAAAAAAUGUUCGUGUCGUCGUUUUGAUGUGGAGAAGUUACCAUGUGUGCACGCCAUUGCCGCAGCUGAAGCACGUAGAAUUUCUCCCAUAUCAAAAUGCGAUCCAUACUAUCACAAGAACUACUUUUACAAUGCAUACUCCACUUCUGUAAUGCCAAGGGAUGCUGCUUCACCUGUUUCCGAAGAUGUCGCCUCUAAAGUGUGUUCACCUCCCAUAGUACGCAAUCCGCCAGGUAGACCUAAGAAUUCAAGAAUGAAAUCAGCAUUGGAGAAAGCCACAGCUAAAAAGCGGCCUCGUAAAGAAUACACAUGUUCUCGAUGUCAUAGAGUUGGUCAUAAUUGUAAGACAUGUAAGGCUCCUAUUGAAGUUUAG